This is a messenger RNA of Mycena citricolor, 1845 nucleotides long. The record is from the annotation of a GenBank genome assembly. NCBI's taxonomy places the organism in Eukaryota, Fungi, Basidiomycota, Agaricomycetes, Agaricales, Mycenaceae.
CCGCGAAAGGGAUCCACUAUCCCACCCCGAUAUUCUCUCUUACUAACCACCAUGUCCAGCAUCAAGAUCGAUUGGGAGAAGGUGGCCAACCCUGAGACCGUGCUCGAGCGCUUCCACAGCCGGCGCUCCGUCGUGUAUAGCACCAAAGGGAUCGUCGCUGCCUCGCAGCCCCUGGCAGUCGCAGCUGGAUUGGAGAUCCUGAACAAGGGAGGAAACGCCGCUGAUGCUGCCGUCGCAACUUCGGCCGCUUUGAACGUAACGGAGCCCAGCUGCUGUGGGAUCGGCGGCGACGCGUUCUGUCUGUUCUACGAUGCGAAGACCAAAACUGUGAAGGCUCUGAACGGAUCCGGUCGCUCUCCAGAGAAACUGACUUUGGAAUACGCGCGAGGGCGCGGACUAACCGGAGGGUCAAUUCCUUUGACUGAUCUCAAUUCGGUGACUGUCCCGGGUGCGGCGGCGGCCUGGAUCGACACUGUCGAGAAACUGGGGAGCGGGAAUGUCACCACGGCAGAUGUGUUUGCCCCCGCAAUCCGUCUCGCCGAGGAAGGGCAACGUGUCAUGGCAGAGAUCGGAAGUGAGUCCAAUCGUCUGCUCUCCGGUCCCGGCCUGGACACUUCUCACCGGAUCACACAGAAUCUGAUCAAGAAUGCCUCCCCCAACGGCAACGAGAUGCUGCUCAAUGGAAAGGCUCCUCUGCCGGGGCAGAUCAUUCAGCUGCCCAAUCUCGCGCGGACCUUCAGGCAGCUGGUCGAGCAGGGCAAAGACGGCUUCUACAAGGGGCGCGUUGCCGAAGCCAUUGUCGAGCUCAUCCAGAGCAAGGGCGGUGUGAUGGAGCUGGAGGAUCUCGCCAAGCAUAAAACCGACUUUGUUGAGCCGAUCAAGUACACCUACGCGAACGAAGUGACGCUCUAUGAGUGUCCCCCCAAUGGACAAGGCCUCACCGCUCUCGUUGCGUUGGGGAUCCUGGAAAGUCUCCAAGAAUCGGGAGCUAUCAAGCCAUUGCUUGAGCUCGAGCACAACGGCCCUGAAUAUCUGCAUGUCAUGAUCGAGGCCCUGAGGCUUGCGUUCGCCGACACCCAGUACUAUGUGUCAGACCCAGACGUUGUUCCAGUGCCUGUCGAGGAGCUUCUCAGCAAAGAAUAUCUAGCUUCUCGGGCAAAACUGAUCAACCCCCUUAAGACGAAUCCGGAAAUCGUUCAUGGCAACCCGAUGAACUCCAGUGACACUGUCUAUUUCACGGUGGCCGACCAAUGGGGAAACGCCUGUAGUUACAUCCAAAGCAACUAUGCCGGAUUUGGAACAGGAGCGAUUCCGAAGGGCUGCGGAUUCACGCUGCAGAACCGCGGCAGUUGCUUUGUUCUGCAGGACAAGCACCCGAACGGAUUGGCCGGGGGCAAGCGACCUUAUCACACGAUUAUCCCCGCGAUGGCUCUUCGGGGCGAUGAGCUGUUCCUGAGUUACGGAGUCAUGGGCGGCUUCAUGCAGCCUCAAGGCCACAUCCAAGUCUUACAAGGAAUGCUGCGAGGCUUCACCCCUCAAGCGGCCCUGGAUUCUCCGCGCUUCUGCAUAUCGGCCGGCAGUCCGGACACGCAAUCCCAAAAUACUGGAAACGCUGGUGAUAUUAACAGCGAAGUCUAUUUCGAGGAGGGUAUCCCAGAGUCUACGGUUGAGCAAUUGCGAGGCAAUGCAGCCAUGGGACACGACGCUCGGAUAGCCAGUGGAUUCAGCCGUGGGAUGCUCGGGCGCGGGCAAGUCAUCCAGAAGCUCAACGCUCCGUCCGGGCGCUUCGUUUGGGCGGCCGGUUCCGACUUGCGGGCCGAUGGUCACGCUGCUCCCCAAAUCUAA